CAUAUUUAAAGGCGCCGCUCGAGGCCGGGGCAGUACACUCCCCUUGCCCAUCAUGAGGACACUUCUCGCUCUCGCUGCGCUCGCGGCACUUGCCUCCUCAGCGGCCGUCACCUCCAAUGAGUCGCUGCAGCUGGACAACGGCCUGGUGAGGGGCACGUGGGGAGACCCCGAGAUGUGCGCCGCCGGGUCCCACGCUUUCUCCUUUGAAAUCAAGUACGCUGACCUUGGGCACAUUGACGACACGGCAGUCAACGGCGUGAGGCUCUACUGCGAGACGCCGGGCGGCUCCCUCACGGGCUACGUGACCAGCUCCGAGGGGAAGUGGGGCGAGUGGCGAGGAAUGCGCACCUGCGCGUUGGGGCAUCACCUGGUGGGCAUUCAGGGCAAUGUGGUGGACCCGCAGGGCAACUUCGGGGACGACCUAGGCGUGGACAACCUGCGCAUGGAGUGUGACGAUGGCGCCAUCCUGGACGGGCUCUACGGCGAGCCCAGUGCCCGGAGUACGGUCGUCUCGCGAGAGGUCAGGCAGGUCGGCGGCAGGGAGGUGGAGGCCGUGCAUCUCAAGGUCAACCGAGGCGAUACCCGCGACCACGGCGACUGGGGCCUGUGGGCGCGAUGCUCCGCCGGCGGCACCCUCUGCGGCCUCCAGACCCGCGUCGAGCACGAUGACGUCCUCAAUGACGACGCCGGACUCUGUGAUGUCAUAGUGUUCUGCUGCGCGAUCUAGGAAGCGAAGGAACGGACGAGCAGGAGAGGGAAUGAAGGGCGAGGAAUGUAGGGUGAAGGCAAGGGCGGCGAGGGAGCUGACGAAACAGGGAAACAAUAAAAUCCUUAAGGGAAUAGGGAGAAGGAAAGGAAUUUGUGACACCGAAGGGCGGAAGACGGCGGGAGGGAAAAGAGCGGACGGGUAGAAAGGUCAAACAAAAGAGGCGCAGGGAUUCGCAAGAUAAACUAAACAAAAAUGAAAGAAAAUAAAAAGGAACCAGAACCUACAUUUCAAUAUUUUUUAGGAGAAAUAAAAUAAAUUAAUCGAUUAAU
Messenger RNA from Penaeus monodon (black tiger shrimp), 1038 nucleotides. Its product is annotated as vitelline membrane outer layer protein 1 homolog. The transcript has 6 exons. The record is from RefSeq and is a predicted model, not a curated record. NCBI's taxonomy places the organism in Eukaryota, Metazoa, Arthropoda, Malacostraca, Decapoda, Penaeidae. The coding region runs from base 53 to 727 and encodes 224 amino acids.